This is a messenger RNA of Styela clava, 2537 nucleotides long. RefSeq names its product alpha-(1,6)-fucosyltransferase-like. NCBI's taxonomy places the organism in Eukaryota, Metazoa, Chordata, Ascidiacea, Stolidobranchia, Styelidae. Gene Ontology annotation, biological process: protein N-linked glycosylation. The record is from RefSeq and is a predicted model, not a curated record. Gene Ontology annotation, molecular function: alpha-(1->6)-fucosyltransferase activity.
UUUAUCAAUUGAUUGAAAUGGUCUCCACAUUCAUCUCCAAUGGAAGAGCAAUUUUCCUUGUUCUUUUUUCAAUGAUAUUGAUAACAAUAUAUGUUACAACAUUCUCGGGAAACAGAGUCAACUACACGGACAAGCUGCGGGAUAUUGUUCCUUCUUUGAAAUCUCUAACGCUGACGACUGAGCGGUCAAAUACCGAAAGUGUCAAUUACACGGACAAGCUGUGGGAUAGUGUUCCUUCUUUGAAAUCUCUAACGCUGAUGAAUGAGCGGUCAAUUAACGAAACAAUCAAAAUUCUAAAUUGGAAAAAGAAUACUGUACAAAUCAUGCAAAAACAAUUCAAAGUAUUCUGGAAAUCAAUUUCUUCUAUCAUAUUGAUAAACGCAACAGAAGAAGCAAAAAAAGAUGCAUCGGCACUUAAGGACGGUUUCAAUGUUUUGGACAUUCGAUAUAAAGAAAUAGGAAACUUUUUCGACCAUAAAAUUGCAACAGAGCGCGACGACUACUUCAAUGGAACUUCCACGGAAUUCUACAUUCUUUCAAACCUUCUUUCUGAUCUGAAAUACUACUGGUUGCAUAUAUCAUCGGUAAUUAAAAAAUUAGGUCUUCCAAGCAACAUCCAAGAAUUUGGAAACAAUGGAUAUAUAAAAUCAAAAAAAGAACUCAAAAACUUGAUUGGAGAAUCUGAAACGAUCGCCCGUAAAUAUAUGGAUAACUUGCAGAUGUACGUGCAACAAAGAAUAGCCGAAUUGCAGAAUCCUAAUAAUUGCAUCAGUGCAUCAGUUUAUGUGUGUAAUAUGGUAAAUCAAGCAGGAUUUGGCAGUGAGUUGCACACCAUACUCAAAUGUUUUUUACCUGCUUUCAAACAACAAAGAACACUGAUUCAUCAUAUGAAAGAAUGGAAAUAUGAUCCCGAAGGAUGGAGUCAUCUCUUUGCCCCACUAAGUGAUUGUGACGAAACACACUAUACAGGACAGAGUAACUCACAAAUAGUGAAUGGGAAUUCCAUUUAUCCAACUGGAUACGACUUUAUAUCAAUUCCAUCGGAAAUAUCUCAAUAUAUUAUUCAAAAUCAUGCGGAUCCAUUUGCCUGGUGGAUUGCGCAAUUCAUUGGAUAUGCGAUGAGAAUGAGGCCUGAAUUUGUGAAUCAACUUAACGGAACCGCCCAGAAAAUAAAAUUCACUAAUCCCAUUGCCGGAAUGCAUAUUCGUCGUGGGGACAAACUGAUUAGGGAAGCAAAAAAACACGAAGUUGAGGAAUAUAUGUUUUUUAUUGAAAAUUGGUUCGACGAACAAAAUAUAGAACAAAGAACUAUAUAUGUGACAACCGAUGACGACAAAGUCUAUCAGGAAUUAACAACGAAAUAUCCCUCGUACAAUUUCCUCACAACUCCAACCGAUACUAUGCAAAGAGGACUCAAUGCUCUUCAGGGAAUAGUCACCGAUGUAUAUCUACUUUCUCUAUGUGAUUUUGUGGCAUGUACGGGGUCUUCCAAUAUUUGCCGUCUCGUUUACGAACUAUUAACAUUUAAUCAUCACGACGCAUCUACAAGAUGGCAAUCAGUGGACGAUAUGUAUUACUUUCAUGGAGCAGUAUUUCCUUACGUUGCGAUAUCUGACCAUACAGCGAGAAAAGAAACGAGAGAGAUUGGUGUUCGGGAAGGUGAAAUAUUGAAAGUGGCCAAAACUGGUGGUUGGGCGACAGAUGGGUUCAUAAACUGCGAGAAUACCAACAAUCAAGAGAAAGGAAAAGUUCCAUUGUAUAAAAUGCGAUCGAAGCCAUCUGUUGAUAGUUUCCCGAUCCUGCAUUGACCUUCAUGCAAUACUUCCGCAAAAUUGUCAACGCAAAGUUAGCACAGCUUCCAAAACUGAAAUUAAAGUUAACAGAAUGAAUAUUUAAUGAAUAUCAAUAAUACAUCUCUGAGUUAUAUAUUCUAAUCAUGAAUCACGUACCUUUUUCUUUGCAUCUGAAAAGCAAAUUAUUUAUUUUAAACGUUUCAAUUUUAUAUUGGCACAAAAAUACCCUCUUAUGCAUAAAAAUGUUUGGAUAAACCUUUAUUAAAAAUUUAUUUAUGCUGCCCACUGGAUCCAGUGCUUCGAAAGCCGAAGACCGGCAUUAACAAGUUUAUUUCUCAUCUACUUUACCAGCGAAAACGACAUUCUGUGCCUGGUCAUAUUUUAAAACGUAUCAUUCUUCUGAACAAACACGUAAUGCAGCACAGAAAUUUAUUGACACAGUCACAGCUAUAGCUACCUUGGCUUGUUCGUUGAUAUUUUAACAGAUUCGUACGACUGAUACUGAUUCGUCAAAACGGUUUUAGCGCCGAUUUAUUCAUUGUUAUAUAUAUCUGAAAAACAUACCAUGCAUUAGAUCGAUGUGGGUUAUUUAAACAGGGUCCAGAAUUGUUCAAUCUUGGUGCCCAUGCAAGUAUGAAAUCGAGUAAAACAAUACAAAACAACUAGUUUUAGAAUUAUUCGCUGGUGAAAGUUUUCAGUUUGAUUUGGCUCGUUCGACUGUACACGUCUCAAGAUUCUAUAUAC